AUGCUGCUGCCGCGGCUCUCUUCUCUUCUGUGCCUUGCCGGCCUGGCUACCCUGCCAGUAACAAACGCCUACGAGGGUGACGAGAACAUCAAAAGCAUUCCGCUUCGAACUCACAGUCUUGCUCCGCCAUAUCUGGAUUCAGACUUCCAAAGCCGCUGGUUCGAUUUUGGCGGCGAUACAAUCAUUCGUGCCGAUAGGUAUAUCCGUCUGACUUCCGAUCGGCCGUCGCAACAAGGAUGGAUCUUCUCUCGGGUCCCGCUCACCGCAACAAAUUGGGAGAUUGAGGUCGAAUUCAAGAUCCACGGAGAAGGAAACUUGCAUGGCGAUGGCUUCGCCAUGUGGCUCACUAAGCAGCGCGCGACCCAGGGUCCUGUCUUUGGAUCGGCGGAUAACUUUGAAGGUCUCGGUAUCUUCUUCGACACGUACAAGAAUAACCGCCCGGGCACCUCGUUUCCUUAUGUUAUGGCCAUGAUGGGCGAUGGCAAGGCAAACUACGACCAGGCUCAUGAUGGAAAGGCUAACGAACUUGCUGGAUGCUCUGCUCGUGGUCUUCGCGGCGCCUCCAUCCCGACCAAGGCGCGCCUCACCUAUUUCCAGGACAAGUCCUUGACCCUGGACCUGCAGUACAAGUCGGAAGACACCUGGGUCAACUGCUUCACUUUGAACGCUCCCGACGCCAACAUCGCCAUUCCUUCUGUUUCUUACCUGGGCUUCUCCGCCGAAACCGGUGAACUUAGCGAUAAUCACGACAUCGUUUCCGUCAAGGCUCAGAAUCUUUACAGCAUCGGCAAUCGUGCCAGCACUCCCAACAAGCCCGCGUCGAGCCACGGCAAGAAGGACCGGGCUAGUGUCAAGCACCAGAAGCAGCAGGGCAGCUGGGGAUGGUUCUUGUUCAAGGUCGUCAUGUUCUUCGCCUUCGUUGCCGCAGCCUAUGCCGGAUUCACGGCUUAUCGGACCAGGCAGCGUUACGCGCGGUUCUAG
Messenger RNA from Aspergillus clavatus NRRL 1, 981 nucleotides. Its product is annotated as legume-like lectin family protein. Gene Ontology annotation, molecular function: D-mannose binding. The transcript is spliced from 6 exons. The record is from RefSeq and is a predicted model, not a curated record. The coding region runs from base 1 to 981 and encodes 326 amino acids. Gene Ontology annotation, biological process: endoplasmic reticulum to Golgi vesicle-mediated transport; Golgi organization; endoplasmic reticulum organization. Gene Ontology annotation, cellular component: endoplasmic reticulum-Golgi intermediate compartment; COPII-coated ER to Golgi transport vesicle; Golgi membrane. NCBI's taxonomy places the organism in Eukaryota, Fungi, Ascomycota, Eurotiomycetes, Eurotiales, Aspergillaceae.